Molecule: messenger RNA, 1029 nt
Organism: Knipowitschia caucasica
Lineage: Eukaryota; Metazoa; Chordata; Actinopteri; Gobiiformes; Gobiidae
Source: the annotation of a GenBank genome assembly
AUGGCAAGCAAGGUCUGUCUGCUGUCUUCUCCCUACACACGAGUUAACAGACAUUACGAUGUCCAGAAGGGAUUCGAUCGGAAAGCCAUUGUUGCCAAGGUUAUGUGGUCAGGCAAGUGGGCGCUGGUUUCGCCCUUUGCAAUGCUCCAUUCGGUGUGGCAGUUGAUCCCAGCAUUUAGAGGCUAUGCUCAGCAAGAUGCUCAGGAGUUUUUGUGUGAACUGUUAGACAAGGUGCAGCAUGAGCUGGAGAAUGCUAGCAACAAUAGAAACCCGGGGGUCGUCCCAGAUCCACAGAAACGUCUCAUUAAGCAAGUGCUGGUUGUGGUCAACACAGUCUUUCAUGGCCAGCUCCUCAGUCAGGUGACCUGCUUGGGGUGCAAAAAUCGAUCGAAUACUGUGGAACCCUUUUGGGACUUAUCGCUGGAGUUCCCUGAGCGGUAUCACCGUAGUAGUAAAGACUCUAUGGCACACGCUUCCUGCCAUUUGACAGAAAUGUUAGCCAAGUUUACUGAGACUGAGGCCCUGGAGGGAAACAUAUAUGCUUGUGAUCAGUGCAACUUGGCUCGACGUACUGGAACAUCUAAACCAGUUCUCCUUACAGAAGCCCAAAAGCAACUUAUGGUGCACAAACUCCCCCAGGUUCUGCGGCUCCAUCUUAAACGUUUUAGGUGGUCCGGACGAAACAACAGAGAGAAGAUUGGAGUACAUGUCAGUUUUGAUCAGCUUCUCAAUAUGGAGACUUAUUGCAGCCUUGAGGCCUCUUCUAAAAUCUUUGCCUACUCGACUAACGGAAAUCCAAACUCAAGCACAUCAUAUCCACAGCACUUCACUUAUGAACUCUCUGCUGUAGUGAUGCAUCAUGGAAAAGGUUUUGGGUCUGGCCAUUACACGUCAUACUGCUAUAACAGAGACGGUGCUUUUUGGGUUCACUGUAACGAUUCAAAACUGAAUGUGUGUUCGGUGGAGGAAGUGUGCAAAGCACAAGCCUACAUUCUCUUCUACACACGUGUAACUCAGGACCCACUGUAG